AGCGACCCUACGGCCUGUCUGUCACUCGACUCCACCACGACUGAAGCGUCACCUGAACCCAACACCAGCCUUGUCACCUCCUCAUUUGACAGUAUCUCCUCAGCCUCCACUGGCCUAGAUGUCUCUGUAGCACAAGCUCCUACCAUUCUAACGGCCCAUAAAUCUGCAUCUACUCGAAUAUCUGUCUCUUCUCGCCCAGCUUCAGUGGUAUGUCGCUCCUCGAGCCCAUUUGGUCCUGCUAGCAUAUGUGUCAACCAACCAUCAGUGCCAUCCUCUCUCUUUGAAUCGCCUGUACUCACUUUUGCAGAUAAAGAGGCCAUAUCCCACCCAACGAAGUCGGCUAAUGCCCAGCAAACCACUACUGAUCUCCUAACAUUGAAUUUGUUCAACGGCCUGCUGAAACCAAGUCUCAGUAAAGUCGAUGCGCAAAUCACCAAACUUCUGACUGUCCAAGCUGAUCUUAAACGUAAGAUCGACAAUCUCUCCGAAGAGCUAUGCAAGAUAUCUGAACUUGUGAGCCAACCAUUUGAGCUUCAAGUUCACUUAACUAAACUCAACGACAUUAGGGCCCGCACUUUCACCGUACUCAGCUCAUUACAAAAGUCUCAGGGCGCUGUGCAAUACCUAAGAGGGUUAGACAUAUCAGAGGUCCACUUUGGUCCAGGUACUUUAACUUCACAUACUCGUUCAACCUCGAUCGACCAUGGCAGCAAUAAUAAGUCCACAACUAUUGGCUCCGGCACUUCACCCCCUAUGCCUAACGGGCUGUGGCCUUCACCUGAUAUUUUGGGUAGUAUGUGCAGGCUUCAAUGGUUAAAACUUCGUUCUACCGGUCUGACUGGCGGUGACCUACCACAUCAGUUAGCUCAGCUCACUCGCCUAGAGAGCCUUACAUUGUCCAGAAACCAGCUGCAGAGUCUAUCUCUCUUUCAGAAGUGGUCGGAGCUGUUUCCAGCCUUACGUUGCCUGAACUGCCGCAAAAACUGUCUUUCUGAUGCAUCUUCUAUCCCAAUUGACUUGUUCAACUGCCCAAACCUUCAGUUGAUGUGA
This is a messenger RNA of Protopolystoma xenopodis, 1050 nucleotides long. The record is from the annotation of a GenBank genome assembly. Lineage: Eukaryota; Metazoa; Platyhelminthes; Monogenea; Polystomatidea; Polystomatidae.